Seriola dumerili (greater amberjack) is the source of this 2648-nucleotide messenger RNA. Its product is annotated as netrin-4-like. The record is from RefSeq and is a predicted model, not a curated record. The coding region runs from base 467 to 2407 and encodes 646 amino acids. Gene Ontology annotation, biological process: basement membrane assembly; cell migration; substrate adhesion-dependent cell spreading. Lineage: Eukaryota; Metazoa; Chordata; Actinopteri; Carangiformes; Carangidae. The transcript is spliced from 10 exons. Gene Ontology annotation, cellular component: laminin trimer. Gene Ontology annotation, molecular function: protein binding.
CUGGCUGGGGCACGGAGCUCACGGGUUGGCUGUGAAUUAAAGGAAGUAUUUGUAUGAAUGAAUGAUCAUAGAAAAGGGCCGACUUUUCAUUGUGCAAAAUAGACGAGGACAAACUAUCAAAUGGAAACAAGCAACAUUUGGUUAUUAUGUCAAACGUGGAGUAUUAAUUCUUGGACUCUCCAGUGAUCUAUAUUUUGAUUGCACAAUCCACCUCUGUCAGAGAGAUGCCCUAGUUGUCCUGGACGAUGUUUUGAACUGCUUUAGGAUUAAAAAAAAAAAAAUUUAAACAUUAUUUCUGCGAGGACAUCGAAUAAAGGCUCUUCAAAUCAUCUGGAAGCUUUGCGCAUUGCGUAACUGGCAAAGAAAUGCGCAUGUUCUCUAGACAGGCUACAGAUAAUGUUGGGACUCAUCUCUUCUGCAAGGCGUUUAUCGCACCGUGUAUGCUGUAAACACAGAAGAAACGAGGAUGAGAGUGUCUAGUAUGCUCGGGAAAUGUCGGCAUCAGAUGCUGGUGGCGCUCUGUUGGCUGUUUGUGGUUGUGACGCGGAGCGGAGCAGUUUCCAGAUGUGUGGACCAUGCCUGUAGUCCACCCAUAGGGAACCUGGCCAGCGGCAGGACCCUCACCACCCUCUCAAGCUGCUGUGGGAACAGUUCCCUCAACCACUGCCCUUGCCACCAUCCUCCCGUGAACCAUCACCUCUACCCUGAGGACAUUCACCCACCUGCUCAAAUGACCGACGACCCUUUCUUGCAUCCGGAGACCUGGUGGGCAUCAGGUGCUGGUACCACCAUGCAGGCGGAGCAGGAUGAAAUCCGGUUGGAUUUGGAAACACAGUUCUGUCUGUCCCAUGUGGUUUUGGUGUUCAGGUCGCCCCGGCCUGCUGCCAUGGCCAUUGAACGUUCAGCUGACUUUGGGAAGACCUGGGAGACUCUUAAGCUCUUUGCAAACAAUUGCAGUGCAGAGUUUGGUUUGUCUGAUGAUUUUAGUCAGCCAGGGUCUUUGUGCACAUCUCGUUACACUAGUGCUACACCCUGCAGAGGUGGCGAGGUAAUAUUACGGACACUAGACCCAAGCAGUGCUAAAACACUGGAUCCUUACAGUCCAGAGGCCCUGGCCCGCCUUACCCUCAGUAACCUCCGCAUCAGACUGCUAAAAGCUCAGACCUGUUCUGCACCUCUGAACCCCCCCACAGGACGGACAAGCCUCACAGGCUCAGCUCUGACCUCCACACCCACUACAGAAAACUCAGCCUCAGCACAUUAUGCUAUUUAUACUUUACUGGCCAGAGGAACCUGCCUGUGCCACGGACAUGCUGAGCACUGUGUUCCAUACAACAGCAGCCAAGACACCAGACAGGACAGUAACAUGGUUUUUGGUAGGUGUCUGUGUACUCAUCACACAGCAGGAGAUCACUGUGAGAAGUGUGCCCCGCUCUACAAUGAUCGUCCCUGGAGGCCUGCCAACGGUAGCAGCGGCGAGCCGAACCCAUGCCAGAAGUGCGAGUGCCACGGUCACGCAGACAGCUGUCACUUCUCUCAGCGGGCAUGGCUGUCAUCUGGUGGCACCAGCGGGGGUGUUUGUGAUGACUGCCGACACAACGCUGUCGGGCGUCGGUGCCAGCGAUGUCGCCAUGGCUACCACCGCCACCCAUCCUUGCCCCUCAACUCCCCCCACGCCUGCACAAGCUGCCGGUGUGAUCCACAGGGCUCUUUGCCUCCUCAUCCUGGAGAGGAGGGACCCUGGUGCCACCCUAGGAGUGGGCAGUGCCACUGUAAAUCAGGUGUAGGGGGCACAAGCUGCAGCCACUGCCUGCCCGGCUACUGGGGCUUUGGAGAUGAGGGCUGUGAACCCUGUGUCUGCCCUCUCAGCUGUGAUCCAACCACUGGGCAGUGUCUGGACAGCUACACAAAUAAUCAGGUGUUCAAUGUGGCUGUUGGUGGAAAAAUCCCUGAUCUGGAUCAUAUGUUCCCAAUUGAAGAAGAGGUACAGUGGUCAAAGGAGCUCGCAGUCUCUGCUCUGCAUUAUACAGGAAAGUGCAGCUGUAAGGAGAAGAAGCUGAGAAGUGUGUCUGACCUCUGUAAGACUAAACAUGACUAUGUGAUCAAGGCCAGUGUGCUGUCUGCUCAUGACAAAGGUAGCCAUGCAGAAGUUCAGGUCAAAGUUCGCAAAGUCCUUCGAUCAGGCCAGGUGACGCUGUACCAGGGGACAAUCAGCAUCUAUCCUCUGUCCUGGACCAGCCGUGGCUGCACCUGUCCUAUACUAAACCCAGGAAUGGAGUACCUGCUUGCAGGCCCAGAGGAGGCCGGAACAGGCCGUUUGCUGGUCACCAUGCAAAGUGUAGUGGUGCCCUGGACACCUCGACUGGGUCUGCUUAUAUCAGAGGGCCUGACGAACGGAUGUCCAUGAGCGAUAUGAUCCAAAACUGUGGGACACACUUGAGAGAAUUUCAAAAGGACAGUCACGAGUCAGUGGACACUUCAGAGAAGGGACUGAAAAUGGCUGGACAACACGUCAUCAAAGGCAAAUUAUCCAAGAGGCAAACUUGUGGUAAUUCUAGAAGAGAGGUACUCACCAUGCGUGGGUGUGUAACACAAAAUAAAAGACUGAAAUAAAUGCUUCGACGUCAAAUUCAACUGUUCAACUUUUU